CCCCUUUAAGCCCGGGCUGGUGGGGCCCACUCUCCGGUGAGGCCACGCCCACGCGGCCCCGCUAAGGUAAACAGAGGGGGCGUGGUCAGGGGGCUCACCCCCCUUGAGGUCCCGCCCCUCGCCCCCCUCUUAAAGCGGCAGCGCCGCUGAGACGUCGCGGGAGCGGAACCGUUACGCAGGAGCCGCCGCGAUGCUGCUGCUCCGGGCCGUCGUGGGGCGCAGGCUCCCGCCGCUGACGCAGCUCCGCCGCGGCUCCUCCCGGUUCGCCGCCGGUGCCGCGGCCGGGGGGGGACGCCGGGGGGCGGCCCCGGUGCUGGCGGCGCUGCUGGGGCUCGGGGCCGUCCUCGCCUACGGAGAACGGCGGCGAAGGAGCGCCCAGACAGCCCAGGCCACCCCGGCCCCCCGGUACCCCGUGUACACACGGGAGGAGGUGCGGCGGCACCGCAGCCCUGGGGACCGGGUGUGGGUGACCCACGGCACCGAGGUCUUCGAUGUCACCGACUUUGUGGAGCUGCACCCGGGGGGGGCCGACAAGGUGCUGCUGGCGGCCGGGGGGGCCCUGGAGCCCUUCUGGGCCCUCUACGCCGUGCACAGCCAGCCCCACGUGCUGGAGCUGCUGCGGGAGUACAAGGUGGGCGAGCUGAGCCCCGAGGAGGCCCCACCGAGCCCCGACGCCGCCCAGGACCCCUUCGCCGGGGACCCCCCCCGGCACCCGGGGAUGCGCGUCAACAGCCUGAAGCCGUUCAACGCGGAGCCGCCGGCGGAGCUCCUGACCGAGAGCUUCCUGACGCCCAACGAGCUCUUCUUCACCCGCAACCACCUGCCCGUGCCCGCCGUGGACCCCCGCUCGUACCGGCUGCGGGUGGAGGGCCCGGGGGGCCGCGCGCUGUCGCUGUCGCUGCCGGAGCUGCGGAGCCGCUUCCCGAAGCACGAGGUGACGGCGACGCUCCAGUGCGCCGGGAACCGCCGCGCCGAGAUGAGCCGCGUGCGCCCCGUCAAGGGGCUGCCCUGGGACAUCGGGGCCAUCAGCACCGCGCGCUGGGGCGGCGCCCGCCUGCGGGACGUGCUGCUCCACGCCGGCUUCGGCGAGCGCCGCGACGGCGAGUGGCACGUCUGCUUCGAGGGGCUCGACGAGGACGUGGGGGGGGCCCCCUACGGAGCCUCCAUCCCCUACGGGCGCGCCGUCAGCCCCGACGCCGACGUGCUCCUGGCCUACGAGAUGAACGGCGAGGAGCUGCCGCGCGACCACGGCUUCCCCGUGCGCGUGGUGGUGCCCGGCGUGGUGGGCGCCCGCAGCGUCAAGUGGUUGCGGCGCGUGGCCGUGAGCCCGGCCGAGAGCCCCAGCCACUGGCAGCAGAACGACUACAAGGGCUUCUGCCCGUCGGUGGACUGGGACACGGUGGAUUACCGGACGGCGCCGGCCAUCCAGGAGCUGCCGGUGCAGUCGGCCAUCACGCAGCCGCGGCCGGGCGCGGCGGUGCCGCCGGGCGAGCUGGCGGUCAAGGGCUACGCGUGGAGCGGCGGCGGGCGCCGGGUGGUGCGGGUGGACGUGUCGCUGGACGGCGGGCGCACGUGGCGGGCGGCCGAGCUGGCGGGGGAGCGGCCGGCGCCGGGCCGGGCCUGGGCCUGGGUGCUGUGGGAGCUGCGGGCGCCCGUGGCGGCGGGCGCGGAGCUGGAGAUCGUGUGCAAGGCCGUGGACGCCAGUUACAACGUGCAGCCCGACACCGUGGGGCCCAUCUGGAACCUGCGCGGGGUCCUGAGCAACGCCUGGCACCGCGUCCGCGUCACCGUCGCCCGCUGAGCCCCGAACGGCCCCGGCGCGUGGGACGCGGGGCCGCGGCUCGAAGGUCGCCCGGUUUUACCGCCCCCGGCACGUGAAAGCGGCUCCAUAAAGAUUGGGAAGUUUUA
This is a messenger RNA of Pipra filicauda (Wire-tailed manakin), 1908 nucleotides long. It is a transcript of the gene SUOX, whose product is annotated as sulfite oxidase. Bases 191 to 1801 code for a protein of 536 amino acids. Gene Ontology annotation, molecular function: oxidoreductase activity; molybdenum ion binding; molybdopterin cofactor binding. The transcript has 4 exons. NCBI's taxonomy places the organism in Eukaryota, Metazoa, Chordata, Aves, Passeriformes, Pipridae. Gene Ontology annotation, cellular component: mitochondrion. The record is from RefSeq and is a predicted model, not a curated record.